UUGUUUACGACGGCCGGUUCUGUUUUGCACGUGCUCUGGAAUUUUUCGUUUUUUAGUGUUAUAUUAGAAUCAAAAACUCCAAAUAGUGAUUGUUUGCAAACAUGGAAGGAGUUUCGAAAAUAUUUGGCGGCGCGAUUGAGGUUAAAGAUGGUAACAUUAGAAAAAUACUGGAUGCUUUAGACGAACAUCAAACGAUGUGGAAGGAGCCUCAACAUGAGAUCGCAUCGUAUUUCGUUAAAAUUGGGACCCUUCUUGGUAGCGUAGAGACCCGCGACCGAGGACUUAUCGCCUUGUGUCACUUUCUGCCUCGGUGCCCACUGGACACGCUGGAGGAAAAGAUGCAGUACUAUGUUAACAUAUGUGCCAAAAUCUGCAACCAGAAGGGCCACACUGCAAGCAUUCCGCUAGCCUACGAUGUACUGAAACAACUCUUGCUCAAGUCGCUAGAAUCAUCCGAUCUCAACAAACUAAUGAUCAGUAACGUUCCGAAGUUAAUGGAAAACGUUACCACCACCGUAGACCCCUCAACGAAUGCUGCUACGUUGGACUUUUUAGAAACAGCCAUGCGCUACUACCCGGGCCCCAGUGGACCAUCAAGAAAUCGAAUCGAAGAUUAUCUCUUCUCCUUGGUAGACAGCGAAGAUCCCCUCGUUGUGGACCGCACCGGUACUUGUUUGCUUUUGCUGCAGCAAAUUCGGGGCGGAGGCCAACACGGCAAUCUCCACAAGAAAACCUGGGAAGAGUAUCAGUGCAAACUGGUCGACACAAUUCACGAUCUGCUGGGAAAAGUCUUUGCCCACACGCCGGAGUCGUUUGACGUCGAUGAAAAUCUUGAAUAUCUUAAAUUUCCCAAACUAGUGGUAGACGACGAACCGGUUGCCGGAGCUCUACGGGUAGUGACUAGACUAUUGAACGCGAUUUGCUACUUGGAACGAGCCAUUCUCGAACCGUAUCCAGUAGCGAAACCUUUCAAACCGAUGAAAAUUCUUAAUGUGAUUCUCCGAGCACAUGCUGUCAGUUGCCAAACUAUGACGAGAAAUUCGAUCCAGGAGAAUCUAGCUCUCGGGAUGUUUCUACCUCAGAUUCAGGAGCGAAUGUUGAAAGUGUUGGAUGCUUUGGUACUGGUGUUGAAGUCAAAUAUGCUACCGUUUGGGAAUCUAGUGACGGAUCUGUUUGACCAGAGUCUGAAAGGUACACUGACCGUGGAUGCCAAAGGCAGGAUGAAGUCGUUCGUGGCACAGCGGACGAAAGUUUACGAGAGUAUGGCACUGUGGUGCGAGACGAACAAAUAUGCCAGCGGAAUCGAGGAGAUUGGUGACAAAGUGCUGGAACAUAUCGUUCAGGAUAUAACGCCGUUCGAGGCGGAGGUCACGUUGCAGGUUAACGCUAGUGGGCAAAAACUUUCCGCAAAAGCGAGAAAAAAACUCCAAAAGCAACAGAACGCUGCGACCAGCUUGGCUAAAACCCAUACCAGUAAUCGACUUGACAAUUCCAAACUUCUGCAGACAGACUCCGGUAAUGAAGAGCUCUGCUUAGCCGCAUUAUGUUGCCUAAGAAAAAUAUUGGAAGCAGCCGGUUGUUUCAUCAAACCCGUCAUGCAUAAGCUCUUGCAGGAAAAAAUCGUGUCGCUCUGCUUUUCGGUAUUCUCCCAACUAAACACCGGAAUCAGACAGAACCUCUACUGUGAACCCGGUUGCCGAGCGGCGUUGCUUGCAUCGCUGAGCGCCCUAAUUAUCAAUCCUCACCAUCUUUGUCCACCUCCGUUGCAGUACGGAAUCGUUUUAUUCAAUUUAGCCGAAGUGCAGGAUCCCAGCGAAGAUGUUCGUUCGAAAGCCUCCGACCUUGCGCGAACAGCUGAAACGUUGCUACAUCCACGAAAAGAGGUGUUUUACUUCCCAGUAGAAGAAAAUACCGUCAAGGACAUGAUGGUGGCUAAAAAGAAGCACCCUUUGAAUUCUAUUGUCUCGACGAAAACAGCAUUUGAUGAGGACAGUCCGCCGAUAAGAUUUGAACAAUAUUCAAAACCUCAGCCAGCUGAAUCGUCGUUGACUAGUAAGAAUAACGAACCGGAAGCAUCGGUUGAAGACGAACCAAUCGCUCGAGUUGAAGAGAUCACUAUAGAAGAGGAUAAGACUCCGGCGGUUGUCUACAAACUGGACGACGAUGAGCAUGAAGCAAACUUCAAUGCCGGUGAACUGCAUAAAUCGGCAAGCGAUAAGACGGCUGAAUCGCAGGCGAUUCGCAUUGACUCGGACGACGACGAUGAAGUUGAAAUAGUGCCGGAAACGGGAAAUAGCGUCGUAAAUGGUUCUGUAAUAAUUCCGGAACAAGCUAAAAUUUCGGUCACAGAGAAUGUCGACUCAAGCGACGAUGACGUGCAGAUGGUGGACGAAUCAGUACAGGAAACACCAACAGCCGCAAAAAUCGUUCCACCGACGGUGGGUGUUCAAAAACGUAGAUCGGACGGAGGACCACAGGCAGAAGAUUCUGAUGCUAGUGAAAAGCGUCCCAAAGUUAUGGAUAAUGAGGAAGAUGUGGACUUACGAGUGAGUGAUCUAGUAGCUGAAUUCGUCGAUGAGCUUAACGAUGACGUGUAAUUCUUGCUUUACAAUUAAUUACUGUAUUGAAUAAACACGACACAGCACUGUUUA
This is a messenger RNA of Topomyia yanbarensis, 2651 nucleotides long. RefSeq names its product proline-, glutamic acid- and leucine-rich protein 1-like. NCBI's taxonomy places the organism in Eukaryota, Metazoa, Arthropoda, Insecta, Diptera, Culicidae. The coding region runs from base 102 to 2597 and encodes 831 amino acids. The transcript has 4 exons. Gene Ontology annotation, biological process: rRNA processing. The record is from RefSeq and is a predicted model, not a curated record. Gene Ontology annotation, cellular component: nucleus.